Echinops telfairi (small Madagascar hedgehog) is the source of this 2719-nucleotide messenger RNA. It is a transcript of the gene TTPA, whose product is annotated as alpha tocopherol transfer protein. The coding region runs from base 1 to 837 and encodes 278 amino acids. The transcript is spliced from 5 exons. Gene Ontology annotation, molecular function: phosphatidylinositol bisphosphate binding. Lineage: Eukaryota; Metazoa; Chordata; Mammalia; Afrosoricida; Tenrecidae. The record is from RefSeq and is a predicted model, not a curated record. Gene Ontology annotation, cellular component: membrane.
AUGGCCGGGGAGCAGCCGGGACUCUCGGCCGGCCAGCAACUCAACGCGCUGCCGGACCAUUCGCCGCGGCUGCAGCCGGCCCUGACCGACCUGCGGCACCGAGCCCUGGAAGCCGGCAUCGCGAUCGCACCGCCGUCGCUCUCCGACUCCUUCCUACUGCGGUUUCUCCGCGCCCGAGAUUUCGACCUGGACCUGGCUUGGCGGUUAUUAAAAAACUAUUAUAAAUGGAGGGAAGAAUGUCCAGAAAUAAGUGCAGACCUGCACCCAAGAAGUAUCCUUGGCCUUCUGAAAGCAGGCUACGUUGGAGUCCUGAGAUCCAGGGAUCCCACUGGCAGCAAGGUUCUUGUCUACAGAAUCGCACACUGGGACCCAAAAGUUUUCACAGCUUAUGAGGCAUUUCGCUUAAGUCUGAUCACCUCGGAGCUCAUUGUCCAGGAUGUAGAAACUCAACGCAAUGGUGUCAAAGCUAUCUUUGAUCUGGAAGGCUGGCAGUAUGCUCAUGCUUUUCAAAUUACUCCGUCUGUAGCCAAGAAGAUUGCAUGUGUACUUACAGAUUCUUUUCCAUUGAAAGUUCGUGGCAUCCAUUUGAUAAAUGAGCCAAUAGUUUUUCAUGCUGUCUUUUCUAUAAUUAAACCAUUUCUGACGGACAAAAUUAAGGAACGGAUUCAUUUGCAUGGAAUCCAUUACAAGCCAAGUUUACUACAGCACUUUCCAGACAUUCUCCCUCUCGAAUAUGGUGGUGAAGAAUUCUCCAUGGAAGACAUUUGUCAGGAGUGGACAAAUGUUGUAAUGAAGUCUGAAGAUUAUCUGCACAGCAUUUCUCAAACCAGUUUGUGAGAAGUUUUUAAAAUGUGAAUGGCUUCCUAAUCAACGAUACAUGAGGAGAAUGCUCCCUGAUUACUACAUGAAAGAAUAAAAAAGCUCAAGGGAGGGAAGAGAAAGGAAGAAAGAAAAUGAGAUAAUCUUUAAAGGUAAUUAAUGGUUGAUUGACAUUUUGAAAGUACAAAAACCCUUUCGACAUCGACAACAUGGGUAUUGGGGGAGGCUUUUAUUUUUUAAUGAAGCUUCUUUACCUUUGAAGUAACUAAUGGCGGUACACCUUAAAAGCAGAGUAGAGGUUCUUGAUUUUGGCCCUUAAAAAGAUAACAUAAAAAGGAUGUCUGUAUGUUUCUGGAAAUGGUUUCAUUAUUGCAAUUUUGCUGAUUACAUUACUUUAAUAAAAAGUAUAUACUAUAAUCCACCAUAAAAAUAUCAGUAAAAAUGGACUGAUAAUUAAGAACUAUUAACACGCAGUUUGGAUGGCUGUCAGAUAGUUAAAAUUCAGAUUAGUUAUUUUUGUGCACCAGUAAAAUAGUUCAUCUCAGGGAAAUUCUGUUUUCAUACAUUUGCACAAAAGAAACUCUUGAGUGAUGAAUCUAUAUGCUAGAAGCCAUUGAAUGUAGCAUCUAGAGGUGUCCUUGAAAUUAGUCAUAUAGAUAUAAUUGGGAAACAAAAAUAAUGUAUCAUUUCAGAGCUGGAAUAAUAUUUAAUUCUUUCAUACCUGAGCUCUACUUUUAAUUGAACAAUAACAACUAAACAGUGGAAAGGAAAUGUUUACAUUUUUAAGAUUGCUGUACAUUAUAUAUGAAAUUUUCAUGAAAUGUAUUUAGAUUUUACUAUUAUAUCAGAAUAUUCUAAUAAAAUCCUAUAAUUCAUAUUUGCUUUAAAAAUUAGUUAUAUGACAUUAUGACAUUUAUACUGUAGUUUAUGCCUAAGAACAUUUCAUUUAUUGAGAAAGAUAUAAUCUCAGUCCUUAUUUAGCUUCCAAUGUAUGAUAUAAUUUUUAAACUUAGUGCCUUAUAAUGUCUUAAUUUUAUAUUAAACUUGAAAAUAAAGAAUAAAAGUUGAACAUCUGUUGAACACUUGUGAAACGAGUUGAGUUUCAAGUUUAAUCACAUAAUAGCAUCAUUGUGAAAGGAUAUAUGAAGGAUGUUUUUCUUUAUAAGAAAAUUAGUGUAAUCAGGUGAACUGAUAUUUAUGAUUCUUUAUACAUAUAUCUGUGAUAAAAUUUAAAGCAAUUUUGUAUGUUCUUUAAAGAACAUGUUUGAUUUGGUUUAGCAUUGGGAAGCCAACUUUAUUAUAAUUUUAAUUUAAAAAUUAUAUCCGGUUUGUUUACUAAAAAUAUUUUGAAGUCUUUACAAAAGUCAUAAAAUUUUUAUGAGUUAAAAAUUUAAAAUUACACUGGAACAAAACUAGCUGAAAAGAACAAAAGCAACAAAAAAUGUAAUGGUCUUAUCCAAAUUUCGGUACUAAAAGAAUUACAGCAUAUAGUUCUACUUUGUUUGCACUUAGAUGCUUCAGAAUACUCCUAUGACUCUAUGACCAAAUUAUUAGUGUGCACACAAAUAAAAAAGAUUAUUCUGUCACUUAAGUAUGGUACCUUAGUGACGUGGCUACCAAUUCAAUUAAGAAUUAAGUCAAUACAUGUAGCUAGCUAUCUUUUAUGAUGAACUUUGUAAUAUGUGUAUAAUAUUCAACAAUUCAAAUAUUCAAUUUAGAAGAAUAUUUUAUAAAAUGUGGAAUAAACAAUUUUAGUAGCUACAAGAUAAAUAUCUAUCUUAAUUGUGAUUGUACCAGAGGAUCCUUUAAAAGAUCUCUAAAAUGUUCUCAAUGUGUUACUUAACUGCACAAUACUUUGUUUUACUCUUGUUCAAAUGAAAAUAAACAUCUUUCUCAUAAA